Molecule: messenger RNA, 1925 nt
Organism: Papaver somniferum (opium poppy)
Lineage: Eukaryota; Viridiplantae; Streptophyta; Magnoliopsida; Ranunculales; Papaveraceae
Product: pentatricopeptide repeat-containing protein At1g09220, mitochondrial-like
Exons: 1
Coding region: 135-1667 (510 amino acids)
Biological process (GO): RNA modification
Molecular function (GO): RNA binding; protein binding
Source: RefSeq, a predicted model, not a curated record
AGUAACAAGUAUCCAGAUUAUAAUGCCACUGCAGAGACAAGAAAAAAGUGAAGUAACAACAAAAGCAAGGACAUUUUCCGUUUGUUAUUAUCAUGCCUUACUUCAAACUGUAAUUUGAAAGUUGAAAUACAACCAUGUUUUUGUGGUUCAUCAAUUCAGCACCUCGGUUUAGUUUGAUUACUUCUUCAACUCGAUCAAUCAAGUUAUUUAUUGCUCAUCCAAUUCUGAAACAAUGCACUCAAUUUCAUUCUCAUCAACCAAGACGACUAGAAGAAAAACAUAUCAUCUCUUUGUUACACAAGCACCCGACAAGAAAUCAAUCUAUUCAAAUCCAUUCUCAGCUCAUUACAUCUGGGUUUCAUCGUCGCAGUCCCAUGAUCGAUGAGACUCAGCUGAUCAUCUGGAACACAUUAAUCAGAGUGUACUCACAGGCUAUUUUCCCCGAAGAAGCUAUUAAUCUAUAUAAACAAAUACUCCAUGAAAUCACUCCUUCGUCCUCUGUUUCAUCUGAUACUUUUACUUUCUCUUUCCUCUUUAAAGCUUGUGCUAAUCUGCAGAAUCCCAUUAUAGGAACCCAAAUUCAUGCUCAUGUAAUCAAAUUUGGGUUAGAAAUUCAGGUUUAUGUUCAGACAGCUCUGGUUAAUAUGUACUUAAUGUGUGAGUGUCUGACUGAAGGUAUUAAAGUGUUUGAUGAAAUGCCCGAUAGAAACCAUGUUACUUGGAAUGUUAUGAUCACUGGUUUAACAAAAAUGGGUGACAUUAAUCUUGCUAGAAGUAUAUUUGACGAUAUGCCUUGUAAGAAUAUCGUUUCAUGGACUGGAAUUAUCGAUGGAUAUGUCCGUUUGGAUCGACAUACAGAAGCUCUUACUCUCUUCCGGCAAAUGACUUUGAUUGAAGGUAUUUUACCAUCUGAAAUAACAGUUUUAACAAUCCUUACUUCAGUUUGGAAGACGAGUUCUUUUGACUUACUGCAAUCUCUUCACGCUUAUUUGGUGAAAACUGGAUUCAUUUUGUCUGAUGUCAGAGUAACAAAUUCUCUCAUAGACACUUACGUAAAAUGCGGGUCUAUAGACUGCGGGUUCGAAGUGUUUCAAGAAGUACCAAGAAACAGAAAGAAUUUGAUUACAUGGACAACCAUAAUUUCAGGUUUAGCUAUGCAUGGAAAGGCAAAAGAAGCUGUAAAUCAUUUCCAAGAAAUGGAAAAACAAGGUUUAAAACCAAACAGGGUUACAUUCUUGAGUGUUAUGAAUGCAUGUAGUCAUGGUGGACUAAUUGAACAAGGUCGAGAGUUUUUUGAGAAGAUGGUUAACGUAUAUCAGAUAAUUCCAGAUGUUAAGCAUUAUGGUUGUAUGGUUGAUAUGUUUGGAAGAGUUGGAAUGUUGGAAGAAGCUGAAAAAAUGGCCAUGGAAAUUCCAACAGAGAUGAUUAAUGUAAUAAUAUGGAGAACACUUUUAGGUGCAUGUAGUUAUCAUGGAAAUGCAGAGAUGAGUGAGAGAGUAAUGAAAAAAAUAUUUGAAUUGGAAAAAGAUUAUAGUGGUGAUUAUGUUCUUUUGUCUAAUGCCUUUUCUGGCGCCGGAAGAUUCGAUGAUGCCGAAAUGAUUAGGAAAAUAAUGGAUGAGAGAAAUGUUUCAAAAGUUCCUGGUCUAAGUCUGAGUUUGUCAAACUAGAGAAGAACAAUGCAGAAUAAUUUUUGGGUAAAACUUCAUGGACAGCACUUCUCAAACAGUGGAUGGGUAAAAUACCAUUCAUAUGCGUGCAGGGCUGGUUAGCCUCACCCGCUUGACUGUUCAGCUCUAUCCGAUGAAAAGGAAAAGUAAAAAGAGCAUGUGCCUCGGUAACCAGGUGCAAAAAUCUCUGUUCACUGGAGAAGCUACCAAGUCCGGAUCAUACGACCCAAGUUUUAUGUGGGGCUACAAUAUCAGUUU